AUGGCGAAGCUGUCAUCGACACAAGCUGGGAGUCAGCAGACAUCAUCUGUGCCUGCGCAGGACGUCCCGUCCGCCAGCGCGCCCGCGAGGGUGACGCGCUCAUUGCGAAGCAACAGUCGUGAGCCCAGCGUGCCUCUGGCGGAACCCAGAGAUGCUGCGACGCCGAAGAGACGCGGGCGGAAGGCUCAGAAUCAGACACAAGACUUGACGACAGUUGAAGAACAUGUCGUCGACGAUGAAGAGUUGCAGGCUCAAGCGCUCGCUGCUCAGCAGAUGGCAGCGGAAGCGGCCGCAGGAGAUAUUGAGUUCGACGACAUGAGGCGCGCAUCACAGCAUUCCGUCUUCUCCGGCACGACUGCGAAGACGCGAUUCUCGCAGGAAGAGAUUGCGGACCUUGACGCCGACAUCAUGAUCGACCGCUUGCCCGAGCUAGCCAAAGCCGCCGAGCAGAUGGCCAACUUCCUCAUGCCUGCUAAUCCGCAGGAGCGUCAUGUGGUCUGGAAAGAGAUCCGCCACGAAGGCUCUAGGUUUAACAAGCUCUAUGUCAAACGCCUUAGCUCACUCCAUCACUACAGAACCGACUUUAGUAGCCAGGAUUACGUGCAGCCUAGCAUUGUGCUACGAGCCCUACUCGACAAAGAAUCUAUGGACGGGGUGCCUGCAGGCUCCUGGCGACCUGAUAGCAUCAUUUACAGGGUCAACCUUGCCCAAUUGCUGCUUACCAUGCUGGUUUUCGUGCGCGACAGCACUGAGUUUACCGAGGAAGGUUACAAUGCCUUUGCGGAGUUGGACACACAGUUCGCCACUGCCAUUGCAGGUCCCGUCUUCGAUCCCGAAGCUGUUCAUUUCUGCUUUGAGCUUCAAACUCAACUUGUGCUGGCCCGCCUCCACGUCUUCCAGCAUGAUCCAUCCUUUGACCCCUUGCAUGUUAUCAAUGGCACGUUCUACGCGCAGGACGCUCCGGAGGGCGCGGGUCAUGUCAAUGCCGACGGUCUCCACAUGUUCGACAUCUCAGAAGACGAACAGACUGCCUGGACCGAGAAUUUGAAGCGGCGUGCCGACGACUUGCGAGCGCCGUUUGCAGGACGCUUGCCCAUCGAGACUGCGCUGAACCAGCUACGUGGAAAGUACCCUUGGGAGCAUUUUGUAAAUCAUGUUCAGCGCUACUACGAACACCGCAACGCGGACCUUGAACGCCAGAUCGCAGCUGCUGGAGGCUACGAACCCAUCAUGACAGCGUUGGAGAAGGAGGUACAGCGUCACCAAGGCGCUCGUACGGCUGACAACUUCAGGCAGAGCAUUGGCAAGCCUCACAGCACACCUUUGCCUGCAUUCGGCAAGAGCGCGAUUGCUCAAUUGCGUGACCGUGAGCAGCGACUAUCUGGAAUGGGCAUAGCGCCCCCGGCGGCCAGCGAGCCUGCGGUGCGAGCGCCUACCCAAACCGAUACUGUACUUACUGCCGGCAUGCAAUCUGGGGCGCAAGCGGCUCCAGUUGCCCAGAUGGACCCAAGGCUCGUUGAUCCUGGCUACCCUGACGUGGGGGCCAAUGAUGGCUUUGUGCCACCACCAAACGACGAUGUAGUCGUUGGCCAGCCCAGUGCUCAAGAGCGUGCAGUUUCGGCGCUUGAGCUCAGCGGUUUCCAGAAGCAGCAGAAGCAGCGACAGAAAGCUCAGAAAGGCAAGGCUAGAUUCACUGAUCGCCAGGAGAACGCACAGCGCGUCGUAUUUGAUGAAGCAAGUCAGCCAUCCCAGCAAGUGGUCGGAGGGGAGGACUCUGAGUUCCAGACGCCUGGUCGGGCAUCCGCAGCAGGACCGUACCAUGUGGGCUCUGCAGCCAAACGACCUUUCGAGAGGGUUGAUGAUGAUGAGCUGCCCGACUUUGAACCUACUCAAGAUGAAGGCUUUGAAGUUGAUCAGCGCGGCACGGCUGGAGCAGAUGCCAGACGCCGACAAGCUCCCGCUGCAACACCGCGAGCGUCGUUGCGGGGUGCUAGCAGCUCGAACACCGUGGCGUACGAUAUUCCGGCCUCGCAAGCUCCAAGCCCGACAAAGAGACAUCGCAAGAACCCUGGCUCUGCCAUCCCAACUCGCACGCCAUAUGCGCCGGACGACGAUCCGAUUCCGCACGGCUCCUAUCAGCACGCCAGAGCGGUGGCCAAGCAGCAGCGCAUUCUCGCUUCGCAGAAUAAACCGCCUCAGGUUCGUAAGCCUUGGUCUAAUGCGGAGGAGCUUGCGCUCGUCAGUCUCAUCGAGAAUUACGGCGGGAAUGGUGUGAGCUACGCGGCACUCAAGAAACUCGACCAGACGAACGAUAACGUUCUCAGCGCGCGGUCGGCAGAGGAUCUCAGGUUCAAAGCGCGGAAUAUGAAGCAGACAUUCAUACUUGGUGGAGCAGACUUGCCCGAGAAUUGGGAUCAAGUGGUGCUGGAUCGAAAGGCUAUCUUGAAGCUGGAGGAGCGCGGCUUCUCCUAUACUCAAGAGCCGACCCGGACAAGACAUGACAUGGGCGAGGAGAUUUAG
Baudoinia panamericana UAMH 10762 is the source of this 2520-nucleotide messenger RNA. RefSeq lists its product as uncharacterized. The transcript has 3 exons. The record is from RefSeq and is a predicted model, not a curated record. NCBI's taxonomy places the organism in Eukaryota, Fungi, Ascomycota, Dothideomycetes, Mycosphaerellales, Teratosphaeriaceae. The coding region runs from base 1 to 2520 and encodes 839 amino acids.